AAGAAGGUGUUAAAUGCAGCAGUUUGUGAUGUCAUACCUAUUAUCCUAUAUGACGUUUUAAAAAAACCGAGAGAGAAAAACCGUCGCGCUUUAAUUUAUGUACAAACAAGAAACUGAGCUGUGUUAGUUUGCUCCACACGUGAUUAAUUUGUCUUGUGCUGGCUUUAUCUUAUCAGGUGGGACAAGAUGGACCCUUCUAACCUGCCGGGGGCACUUGGGGCAGGGAUGGAGCUGCAGCACAUGCUGGCUGACCUUCAGAGCAAGUGCGAAACCUAUAAAUCAAAUUACGACCUUCUCAAGAUCGAACAUUCCAGUUUGCAGGAUGAGCUAUCGCAUAUUCAGGGGGAAUUGAAGCAUCUCCAAGGCCAGCAGGAGAAGCUCCAAUCUCAGCUGGCUGAGCGGUCGAGAGAAUUUAUGGAGAAGAAAAGGGAAGCAGAAGAGCUUCGGCUGCAGGUGAUGACUCCCAAGCGUCUGGAUUUGCUCAGGGCUCAAGUGCAGCAGGAUUUGGAGGCUCCAGUCAGAGAGCGUUACAACAAACUGGAAGAGGAGGCUGAGAAGUACAGGUCCGAGUUCAACAAGCUGCGCUACGCCUACACUGUGCUCAAUUCAGAGUUUGAACACCAGAAGGAGGAACACUUCAGUGUCGUGGAGGAGCAGAAGAUGCGCUACGAGGUGGAGAUUGCUCAUCUGAAGAAAGACAAGGAGAACUUGCUGACCCAGUACCGCGCGCUGGAUCCAUUGCAUGAACGAAAACAAGUGGAGGUCCUGCUCAAGGAGAAAGCGCAGCUCAGCAUGUGGCUGAAGGGCCUGCAGGCGGAGCUGGAAGAGUUGCAGGCCAAGAAGGACAGUUCGGACCAGCAGGUGGAGAACAUUCAGCUGUGCCAGAACAGACAGCUCACGGAAUCCCAGGCUGCCGUCAAGUCCCUGGAGUCGGAGCGCCAGCGCGCGUUCCUGCGACUGGAGCAGGCGGAGGGCGAGCUGCAGCUCAGCCAGGAGCAGAACAGCCAGCUGAACAUUCAGCUGCACAAAACGAAACGAGAAGUGAGCUCUCUCACGUGUCAGAUCGAAAGCCUGAAGCUCUCACACAAGACGGAGGUGGACAACGUCAAGCUGGAGUUGACCCGCUCGCGAGGCGAAGUGGAGAGGGAGUGCGACACCUUGCGGGGGCAGAACGAAAGUCUGAAAGCCGAGGUGUCGGUACUGAAGGAAAUGCUGGAGCGACACAACGACGUCCUGGUGGAGAAAGAGAUGGCGAUGGUGAGGAAGGUGAAGUCCGUCUACGACGAGGAAAUGUACAAGAUGAGUGUGUUGCUCGAGGAAAAGCUGGACUUGGAGCAACGUGUGGCGGAGUUUGAACGAGAGAAGGCCGUGCGGGAAAUGAACGCGCAAGCCCAGAAAGAGGAAUGGCAGGAAAAGGCUCGGGUGGCCCUUCAAGGGGAGGAGUCUGCCCGUAAAGAACUUCAAGGACUCAAAACCAAAUUGAAGCAGCAAAGUGCUCAGCUGGAGGAGGUGCACAGGCAGAAAGCAGAGGUGAUGGACUUAAGGGAGAAAAACCACGAACUGUCCAUCCACCUGGCGACGUUGUCACGGUCCGAAGCCGAGCUGAUCGAAACAAGCGAACGUCUGAGGGAGAAGUUGGACGGCUUCAGGGAGGAGAAGAUUCGUUGCGGGGCGGAGAGGAUGGUGGAGGUGAGUAAGGAGCGAACGGCCAAGCUGGAAGGGAAAUGCUGGCACCUCAAGGACAAACUGCACAGGGCGGCGUCUGAGGAGAAGAAGGUGCUUCUUUUCUGCAUGAUCAAAGUAUUUGGCCGGGACGGUACCGACGCAAUUUGUGUGGUUUUGGUGUAAGCGGCGAGACCUGGAGGAGAAAAAAGAGCAGAGCUUGCACAGUACGAUCGGACUGCUGAGGGAACAAAUAGACGAGCUGAAACAGGACGCCGUCGCGGCCAACAAGAGGUUGAUGGACUACCAGCAGCGGCACAACGAGUUCCGGCGCCU
Messenger RNA from Syngnathoides biaculeatus (alligator pipefish), 1998 nucleotides. RefSeq names its product centrosomal protein of 83 kDa-like. The record is from RefSeq and is a predicted model, not a curated record. The transcript has 13 exons. Lineage: Eukaryota; Metazoa; Chordata; Actinopteri; Syngnathiformes; Syngnathidae. Bases 187 to 1848 code for a protein of 553 amino acids. Gene Ontology annotation, cellular component: centrosome.